This is a messenger RNA of Archocentrus centrarchus (flier cichlid), 3227 nucleotides long. RefSeq names its product ceramide kinase-like. The coding region runs from base 210 to 1916 and encodes 568 amino acids. Gene Ontology annotation, molecular function: ceramide kinase activity. The record is from RefSeq and is a predicted model, not a curated record. Lineage: Eukaryota; Metazoa; Chordata; Actinopteri; Cichliformes; Cichlidae. The transcript has 14 exons. Gene Ontology annotation, biological process: ceramide metabolic process; phosphorylation.
GCUAUUCGUCAGAAAAAUAUUCCGAGUUGGAGUCCCGUUACAUAGAUAUACGUUUACUGUUACCCUCGGUGUUUAAAAAGCCCUUAUUUUGGGGGUUUGGGGCCUCUAAGGGAAACUGACAGACAAUAUGCCCGGUAAAAGGUAACCGUACUCGGAGUGCUGCUGCCUCCUCAUCCGGCUAAAGGACGGAACAGGACGGCUAGACGCAAAUGGAGAGGCCGGGUAGGCUGCUGCUGCUGUCGGAGCUCCGCGUCAGAAACGGCUUGUACGAUGUUAGCCUGAGCCGGUCAGUGCUCACCUGGAAAAGACGGGCCUCUAGCCCGGUGUACCACCCGUUCAGACCCAGGUUUUGUGUUCCUUUGUUUCCUCGUCGACCUGACCCAGGUGUGUGUCACAGUGUCCCGGUGUCAGAGAUCAUCUCUGUCAGAGAGGAAGAGGAGGAGAACGGCAGCGGACAAAGAGAUGAUGGCAGCUGGAAAAAGAUUAAAUCAAGGGAAGAAAAAGACUGCAGGCAGGCCUUCACAGUGUUGUAUGUGGAGAGGUCUCGGCAGUACCGCUGGCGGUGUGCUGAGGUCACCUUCGCUUGUUCAGAUGAGGCGGUGUGUCAGCACUGGGUCACCAACAUCAGAGAGCUGCUCGCCACUAACACCAGCAGACCCAAACACCUGUUGGUCUACAUAAAUCCAUAUGGCGGGAAACGUCAGGGAAAACGGAUCUACGAGCAGAAAGUCGCCCCCCUGUUCACACUGGCUGGCAUCUCUACCAGCGUCAUUGUGACUGAGUACGCCAAUCAUGCCAGAGAUCACUUAAGGACGGCAGCAGAGCUGGAGAAAUUUGAUGGUGUGGUGUGCGUUGGAGGGGACGGCAUGUUUAGUGAGAUCAUCCACGGGCUAAUCUGGAGGACACAGAUCGACUGCGGUGUCGAUCCAAACUGUCCAGAGGAAGCACUGUCUCCUUGCUCUCUACGCAUCGGAAUCAUUCCUGCAGGGUCAACAGACUGUAUCUGCUUCGCCACUGUGGGCACAAAUGACCCUGUGACCUCUGCUCUACACGUCAUUGUGGGAGACUCUCAGGCGCUGGAUGUGUCCUCGGUUCACCACAACAACAUGUUCCUGCGAUACUCUGUCUCGCUGCUGGGAUACGGUUUUUAUGGUGAUGUGCUAACAGACAGUGAGAGGAAGAGAUGGAUGGGGCCUGCCAGAUAUGACUUCUCAGGUCUGAAGAUGUUCCUGACUCAUCAUUGCUACGAAGGAACAGUGUCCUACUUGCCAGCCGGAGGCAUCAUAGGAACACCACGAGACGCCACCAAGUGUCGAUCUGGGUGUGUGAUUUGUCAGCACAAUGGGCAGCUACUUUCAGAGAGAACUGAGAAGUAUGAGAUGGAUGAAGCGUCAGACUCUGAGUGUAAUGGCGAGUGGAGAACAAUCCGAGGGAAGUUCCUUGCUAUAAAUGCUGCCAGCAUGAGCUGUGCUUGUCCUCGCAGCCCUAAAGGCCUCUCGCCUGCUGCCCACUUGGCUGACGGCACCAUAGACCUCAUCCUCGUCCGAAAAUGUUCUCGCUUCAACUUCCUUAGACACCUCCUUCGACACACCAGCAAAGAUGACCAGUUUGACCUAACCUUCAUUGAGGUCCAUCGAGUGAGGCGUUUCCGUUUCACACCACGUCACUGCCAAAGCGACUCGGACCUGGAGUUGGACCUGCAGGAGAAUGGCAAACGGCAGAUCUUCAGCCAGAUCUGCAAAGAUCACCCAGCUUGUGGCUGUGCACCCGCCUAUAGCAGCUGGAACUGCGAUGGCGAGAUCCUGACCCACACAGCCAUUGACGUCAGAGUGCACUGCCAGUUGAUCAAGCUGUUUGCUCGAGGGAUCGAAGAGCUGCCAGUGUUUGAGGAUCUCACCAACCCCUGUGCAAUAUAGACCCCAAUUAUUCUUUCCCUGGCAUUGAAGCCAUCUGAUUAUGGCCACUGCCUAAAGCACUGCUGCAACCUCCAUCAUGUGACACUCAUCACAUCUUCCACUUGAAAACUCAGCAGGAUACUCUGGCUAAGUUAUAUUGUUACUCAACAAAUGUCAGCAGCAUGGUCAGAAACUAAACUUUACUUUCCAGGUCUGAGGAUUUAAGGUGGUUUCUUCAGAUGGGAAGUGAUGCUUAGUUUUCUUUUCCCUGGGAAAAAAAACUGUUGAAAUUUAGGAAACUGUAGAUCCAGACAGUAAAGUGUCACCUUCAGAUUUUGGAUUUCUUCUAGAUGACUGUUGGUGCUUGUUGGGAAUGAUUGUUGGGUGUUUGGUACCUGAUUUAUUUAAUAUUGAACUCCAGGCUGGAAACUGAGUCCUGUACAGCUUGACAGUGUUUCAUGUACCAAAAAUCAGAGCAAGGAUUUGUCAUGAAACAGUUGCCUCCGUCUUCUGGGUGUUUUGACCAGUAAUGGACACAAGUCCUCAUCAUUUUCAGACAAACCUUCAACUGUUAAGGCAGCUAAUGUAUUUUAUUAGCCUCUUUAAACUGAAAUUAAAUUUUUUAUUUAAAAAAAAAAACAAACUUAAAAUGGAUUGUUUUACCUGUUCAGGUGAUGUCAUCCACUUACAGAUGUUGGUACCCUUCUGUUAAAGAAAGGAAAAAUGCACAAUGGUCACUGAAAUAACUUGAAACUGACAAAAGUGAUAAAUAAAAAUCUAACACUGCUUUUGAGUUACGGUUCAUCAAGAUUAUUUUAAAAAAGAAAACCAAUGAAACUGGCCUGGUCAAAAAUGAUACCCUUGGUACCCGUAAUAUUUUCUGGCUUAACCUUUUGAGGCAAUCAAGUAAUUUUUGUAACUCUAAAAUGAGACUGCUGCACCUGUCGACAGGUAUUUUGGCCCACUCGUCAUAUGUAAACUGCUCCAGUUGUCUCAGAUUGAAGGGUGCCUUCUCCAGACUGCAUGUUUCAGCUCAUUCUACAAAUGUUCAAUAGGAUUUAGAUCGGGGCUCACUGAAGGGCUCUCCUUAGCUUUCUGUGGUCCAUGCUCAGUGUGGCACACACCAUGAUAUCAAAUAGCCCAGUGACUACGUUUCAUCCUUUAAAUAGGCAGACUGAAGAUAAGUUCGAAGACAUCCGUGAUGCUAAUUACAAAAUACAUCUUAGUUUAACACUUCUAGGGGUACCAUCAUUUUUGUCCAGGCCAGUUUCAUUAGUUUGUUUUUCAAAAUAAAUUGAAUUGAUCCUCAAUUUAAAAGCAAUGUCUGAUUUU